CUCUGUGCUUGUGGAGGUGUCGGCCUCUGGGCGGAUGUUGAUAUUGUGUUGUUAUUGCUGAUGAUAGUGGUGGCUACGGUCCCGACCCCAUCUCCUCUGUAGCUGGAGCCGAGACAGCCGACAGCGAACUCCGCGGCCUCGAAGCGGUGGCAGCGGCGACUCCCCUCAGCCUCCACUGCCUCGCCCACCGGUACCCCGGCGCCAACCCCGGGAGUCAGGCCCCUUUGGGCAGGGGCGCUCGGAGGCUCAGGAUGGCGGAUUUCGACGAAAUCUAUGAGGAAGAGGAGGACGAGGAGUGGGCCCUGGAGGAUCAGCUGCUCAAGUACUCGCCGGACCCGGUGGUCGUCCGCGGCUCCGGUCACGUCACGGUAUUUGGACUGAGUAACAAAUUUGAAUCAGAAUUCCCUUCUUCAUUAACUGGAAAAUUAGCUCCUGAAGAAUUUAAAGCCAGCAUCAAUAGAGUUAACAGUUGUGUUAAGAAGAACCUUGCCGUUAAUGUACGUUGGCUACUUUGUGGCUGCCUUUGUUGCUGCUGCACGUUAGGUUGCAGUAUGUGGCCAGUUAUUUGCCUCAGUAAAAGGACACGAAGAUCGAUUGAGAAGUUAUUAGAAUGGGAAAACAAUAGGUUAUACCACAAGCUGUGCUUGCAUUGGAGACUGAGCAAAAGGAAAUGUGAAACGAAUAACAUGAUGGAAUAUGUCAUCCUCGUAGAAUUUUUACCAAAGACACCUCUUUUUCGACCAGAUUAGCAUUUAUUUAUAGAGACUUUCCAAGUAUGUUGUUUUUCCAGUGGUGC
Molecule: messenger RNA, 796 nt
Organism: Chlorocebus sabaeus (green monkey)
Lineage: Eukaryota; Metazoa; Chordata; Mammalia; Primates; Cercopithecidae
Source: RefSeq, a predicted model, not a curated record